Messenger RNA from Ixodes scapularis (black-legged tick), 2031 nucleotides. RefSeq names its product serine/threonine-protein kinase PAK 1 (gene Pak3). The transcript has 7 exons. The coding region runs from base 313 to 1677 and encodes 454 amino acids. Gene Ontology annotation, molecular function: protein serine/threonine kinase activity; ATP binding. Gene Ontology annotation, biological process: regulation of MAPK cascade; protein phosphorylation; intracellular signal transduction. The record is from RefSeq and is a predicted model, not a curated record. Gene Ontology annotation, cellular component: cytoplasm. Lineage: Eukaryota; Metazoa; Arthropoda; Arachnida; Ixodida; Ixodidae.
UCUUCCGCCACGGGCCACAGUGGUGAGAUACAGCGAUAUCUUCGUCGUCAUUAGCAGUGGCACAUUCCAUAGCAUAAUAAUCAAGAACAAUAGGAAGUGGUUGUCUUUAGCGCAGCGCCGUGAGUGUGUGAUACAUCCGCCGCAUGUCCACCCAGCAGCCCAGUGCCUUGAACUCAGCUCCGGAUGGGAAGCCUUUCGUGUUAGGCGAAUGCUCCUCGAACCUUUAACAUCGUCGACGUGCUCUUGAGCUGUCGCGGCGCUGAGUGCUUCGACGACGACGACCGAGGCCGCGCCGUGGGCGAGUCCGCAGCAAUGAGCUUCCUGUUCAAGUUGAAACGCAAAGACAAGCGGAGCGUCGAUUCUGCUGUCAUCGAGCAGAUUGGCCAGCCUUUCUCCGUAUCCCAUGUGGUUCAUGUGGGCUUCAAUCCCGCUACGGGACACGUCGAAGGGCUGCCGGAACCAUGGCUCAAGCUGCUGCAACAUGCCAACAUCAGUGCGACAGAACAGAGCCAGCACCCAGCAGCUGUCCUACAGGCGCUCAAGUACUAUCAACAUUCCAUCAAAAACAAGAAUGGUCUGGCCAAAUACCUGGCCACCAAGGAAACCGCAGAGCAGGAGUCCAAGGAGAUUGCCGAUACCAUCCCGGAGCUGAGUGAUGAUGAGAACUUGGCAGAGCAGACAGAGGCACCCAAGUCGCCAAAAAGGGAACCCAAGCCCCCCGAGGCUCCCCCUGCCACCGUCCCGCAGGUGUCGCCUGUGCUGCGCAAGCGGGAGGAGGCACCACGCCCGUCAGAUGAAGAGGUCAUGGCUCAGCUGCGGGCCGUUGUGAACCCGGAGGACCCUAAGGAACGGUACAACCUGCUGGACAAGGUGGGAUCGGGUGCCUCCGGGACGGUGUACACGGCUCUGGACAACACGACUCAGCGCAAAGUGGCCAUCAAGACCAUGGAGCUCUCCCAGCAGCCCAAGAAAGAGCUGAUACUGACGGAGAUUGAGGUGAUGCGGCAGAACAAGCACCUCAACCUGGUCAACUUCCUCGACUCAUACCUGGUUGGCGAAGACCUGUGGGUGGUGAUGGAGUACCUGGAAGGGGGAGCCCUGACGGACGUGGUCUCUGAAACUGUCAUGCGGGAGGAGCAGAUGGCCGCCAUCUGCCUGGAAGCCACUCGGGCCAUAGCUUUCCUUCACUCUAAAGGCAUCAUCCACAGGGACAUCAAGUCUGACAAUGUGCUGCUGGGCAUGGACGGCGCCGUCAAGGUGACCGACUUUGGCUUCUGCGCCCAGAUCCGACCCGACGAGAAGCGGCACACUAUGGUCGGCACCCCAUACUGGAUGGCGCCCGAAGUGGUGACACGCAAGCAGUAUGGCCCCAAGGUGGACGUUUGGUCCCUAGGCAUCAUGGUCAUCGAGAUGAUGGACGGCGAGCCGCCUUACCUCAACGAGACCCCACUGCGUGCGCUCUACCUCAUCGCCACCCACGGCAAGCCCAAGAUUCGCGACGCGGAAAAGCGCUCUCCCGAACUGCUGAGCUUCCUGGACCGAUGCCUCGAGGUGGACGUGGAGGAGCGUGCCACGGCGCAGGAGUUGUUGGCGCACCCGUUCCUAAAGAAGGCCGCCUCGCUCACCACCAUUGUGCCCCUGAUACGGGCAGCCAAGAAGGUGCUGAACAAGGUCUGAAGCAGCCGGUCGUUUGCUGCCGGCCGAUCACCGCCUUGCCUCGCCAACUCCCUGCUUCCACGGGGGAAGCCAUCCUCUGCCCCGAUUGGAUGGACAAAGCCUUCCAGCCGAGUGCCUUUCUCCCCCUCAUUCCGUUCCAUUCCAGACUUAACUUCCAAAACGGUCACACUCUAGUCAGGCUUUAUCCGACGUACGGGGCUUCACUCUUUUUGAAGCCUGCCUGCCGUUUGUUGUUCUAUGCAGAUCUAUAAUUUUUUUUAAAGUUUGUAGUAUUUUUUUUUUUUUUGGAGACACGCUGCUUCACUUGAUUAUUUUUGAUACUGGAUAAAAUAAAAAUGGCUGUUGUUUCCUUUU